Messenger RNA from Hyaena hyaena (striped hyena), 937 nucleotides. It is a transcript of the gene PUS7L, whose product is annotated as pseudouridine synthase 7 like. The annotation marks the transcript as partial. Gene Ontology annotation, cellular component: nucleus. The record is from RefSeq and is a predicted model, not a curated record. Lineage: Eukaryota; Metazoa; Chordata; Mammalia; Carnivora; Hyaenidae. The transcript has 2 exons. Gene Ontology annotation, molecular function: pseudouridine synthase activity; RNA binding. Gene Ontology annotation, biological process: pseudouridine synthesis.
CUUAACCUGGACGUGAGGCAUUGUUAUUUAAGAAUGGAAGAGGAUACAGAUUUUAGAAUCCGGUUUAGUUCUUUGUGUUUUAUUACUGAUCAUGUUGGAUUUCAUGGCACUAUUAAAAGCUCACCAAGUGAUUUUGUUGUUAUAGAGAUUGAUGAACAGGGACAGUUAGUUAAUAAGGCAUCCAAUGAACAGAUUAGUAAAGUACUACCUGAGCCAAAUAACUUUGCCAAAAAGACAAAACUUGAUCUUCAGAAUUUAUCCUUUGAAGAGGGAAGUAACCAAGAAGUUAAUAUUUUUGUUGGGCGCUCUGGUGAUGACCAGAAUCACCAGUCUGGUUCAGAAAAGGAAGAUCGUAUCAGUGAUGGAAGUUCCAAAGGCAAAGAAGAAAAAGUUGAUGUUUUAGGCACCUUGUUAGAUGAAAAAACUAAUGAACUACUGAAUCACUUUGCCUGUGAUAUAAAAGAGAAGUUGAAUUCUAAAACUGAGCUAAUUGGAUCAUCUCCUGAAUUUUCAUUAGUCAGAAUCCUUGACAAAAACCAGAGGGCUAUUCUGCACAGCGCUGUUAGGCAGAAAUUUCCUUUUUUAAUAACUGUAGGUAAAAACAGUGAGAUUGUUGUAAAACCAAAUCUUGAGUAUAAGGAACUCUGUCACUUGGUAUCUGAAGAAGAAGCAAUUAACUUUUUUAAGUAUUUGGAUGCAAAAAAAGAAAAUUCCAAAUUUACCUUUAAACCAGAUACAAACAAAGACCACAGAAAAGCUGUCCACCAUUUUGUCAACAAAAAGUUUGGAAACCUUGUGGAAACCAAAUCUUUCCCUGAACUCAAUUACAGUGCUGACAAUCCAAAUGUAGCAAUAACAGUAAGAUUUCGGGAAAAAACACACAAGCACAGGAAGAGGUCUCUUUUUGAGUGCCAGGAUCGAAAAGAUAUAUACACAG